AUGACAGAGAUUACCAAAAGAUUAUUCAAUAUAUUCAACUUAACUGGUCAAAAAUUCUUAGAAUGGAAAGAAGAUGUCAUCAUGAACUUAGAAACUCAAGGACUUGAACAUACCAUAUGGGAAGUAAAAAAAAAGUAUCCGACAGAUGGAACUCAAGCUACCAAAAUAAGGGACUCCCUUGUUGAAAGAUUUGAACAGCACAAGUGGAAAAAUUUAAGAUUUUUUGGUUUCAAAUCUCCCAGUGAGUAUAGUUCAACAUUAUAUAGAAUUGCAUCAAUGUUGAAAUACUGUGAGCACCCGGUGACUAAUGCAGAAAUGAUUGAAUGCACUUUAUUUACUUUUCAUCCAUCAAAUAUUAUUGUGCGACAACAAUAUAGGGAAAGAAAUUUUAAAAGAUAUUCAGCUCUGAGUGUAGUACUCUCACUGGCUGAACAACAUAAUGGUCUUGUAUGGAAAAAUCAUAAUACGAGACGUCUUGGAUCUCAAGCUGUCUGUGGGACACAUUCUAUGGAAACACAUGUGCCUGAAGCACAUGUUCUUGCAAAUAAAGGUCGUGGAAAUUAUAAUGAUUGUGGUAGAGGACGCAAACUUUAUGACGAAAAGGAAGAGGAUGAGGAUAAGGUCGUGGAAAUUUUAAUGGACAUAUAG
Amaranthus tricolor (Joseph's coat) is the source of this 648-nucleotide messenger RNA. RefSeq lists its product as uncharacterized. Bases 1 to 648 code for a protein of 215 amino acids. The transcript has 2 exons. Lineage: Eukaryota; Viridiplantae; Streptophyta; Magnoliopsida; Caryophyllales; Amaranthaceae. The record is from RefSeq and is a predicted model, not a curated record.